CCCCCUGCGCGGGACCGGGCAGGUCUGGGGGAGGGGCUGGCUCGGGAGCCAAGGCUCCCAGAGCAUUUAAACAAGGAGGGUUUUGAGUCAUUCCAGCACCUCUUAGUUUCCUACGAAACCGUGUUCUCUAUCUCCACCCCCCACAUUUAUGUUAAGGGAAAAGAAAACACAAUAUGAUAACCUGCAUUUGUACGCACAACACUGAAGGCGUGAGCAUCAGCUCUUAAUUCCCUGCCCUUCCCCCUUAAGUGCCGAGGGAGUGGGGAGUUCACUCUGUUCCCGGCCUGUUCUCUGGGCACCUCUCGCCAUCUCAUUAAAUAGCAGUUACUCAGACUCUAAUUAGGAACUCCUAAUGGGUGCCAGCGCUGCCCUUGAGCCUUUUAUCCUGAGCUAAUGGCGUCCUAUUAUUAGAAUUCUCCUCUCCACACCCCAAAAACCACAGAAGCCAGCCUUCCCCUGCCACCAGAUUUGCUCCCGGGAUGGCCCUUGCCUGCAAAUUUAUGGUAAUUGGCGUUGGGAGCCUCUCUUCUGGGGAUAACUAAGCAAAAAUUUUAAUGAGAUAGGAAGUCUCUUGACCUUUUAGUGUCGACUGCACAGAUAUUGCUGGUAAUAUAAUUAGAACAGAAUGAGCAAAAUUGUAAGAUGUUGCUUGUGUUUAAGGCAAUCUCGGUUUGGGAAGGGAGAAAAAAAUAGUGCGGAUGUCUGCCCGAGACUACAUGCUUGCAGGGAGAUUUUGUAUACGAUCCUCUGGCCUUUUUGCUAUCUGGGCAUCCCUUCAGGGAAGGCCCAGCCUUGACUCUAGAAGAAUCUGGAAGAGUGGUGAGGCCCUGGCCUCAUCAAUGAAUGUCUUCGCACACAGUCCCCACUGCUUCCGUUUCCACCUCCUUAAGUCCCGGUACAAACGGCGGUGGGAAGGAAAAGGUCUCUUUUUAGCUUAAAAUACACCUUUGGAGUCUUUGUUCCUGUUCCGGAAAAACAGAGGUUCUCCAAGCUCUGAACGCCUCCAUCUGGAAUCAUAUUUCUGUUGUUUUCUGAAUGCCAACAGCAUAAAUUGCUCAGUAAUAAUAGCUUUGCAGAGAAUCUGGAAUCACUUAGGCAGCUGUAAUGCCCCCGAGCCUCCCUACAUCUGAGCUUUGUGACCCGAGAGGACUGUGGCUUCAUUGGGCUUCAGAGGCGCCUGCGACGCCGUCCGCUUGCAGGGCAGAAAGCCCCCGUGUCAUUUCACACAUCUUCCCCUGGUGACUCAGGAUAAGAUCUGCUCUUCUCUGGAGUUCAAGGGAUUAUUGUCUCCACCGUGGCCCUGAUUGGAGUUUUUCUCUUGCAGUUAUUGUAAUUAUGUUGAAAUUACAGUGUUGGUACCCAGCACAUAUUUGCAAAAUAGUUCACAAAGAGCAGCAAUAACUUUCGUAAUAAAAUUAAAACUUCUAGGAGUUUAUCUUUUGCCAAGAACCUGGCUCCUGCUGGAACCGAUAUUAAAAUAAACAGUGCCUUGGAAAUUGAAGCCAUUCUCUGUCUUAUGCAAUGUUUGACCAAUUAAAAAUUAAUUUCCUCCUUUCACAAAUAUUUACUGAGUACCUUCCGUGGGUCAGGCACAAUUCUAGAGGCGGUGAUGAAUGAAGUAGACCCAGUCCCCCAAUCCCUUGCAGCCUAGACGCUAACGAGAUAAAAGUCAGUAAACGUGACCGUGUGAAUUCUUGUGUAGUAACAGAUCAAGACAAGUAUUCUGAAGGAAAGGAUUAAACCAUGAAAGCACAUAACAAGGAAGUGUUGAGUUGAGAUCUGAAGGGUGAGAAGUGGCAAAGGAGGAUGGUAUAGUGAGGUCUCGGGGGAAUCGUGUGCAAAGGCCCUGUGGUGAGGACUAGGGCACACUGGAAAACUGAAGGAAGGCCAGAGCAGAGAGUCGUAAUUUGUAACUUCAUAUAAUUUUGUUAUUGUGAUAUUUCAUUUAUGCAAAUUGAUGGGGCUUCAUACUUUAGGGCUUGAUGGAGUAGGAUAUGGGUUAAUUUUGCAGAGCUGAGAUCUACUGAAUCAUACAGGGAAAUCACCAAAUAAGAUGAUGUAGACGAAACGUUUCAUAAGCUGGUAAGCACAGUGCCAGCGUUAAUGCUGUUAUUACUAUUGUAUUACGAAGUCUUAGGCUGUGAGGUCCCUCGAGUGUGUGAAUGAGGAACCUGCUACGUUUGAGUCACUGCCUUCUCUCGUUUUUACUGUGGCUGAGCCCCCCGUCUGGGCUCUGCACAUUCCUCUUGUCUCCUCUGGUCAGUUUGUCACAUGGUGGUCAGAGCAGUCAUUUACAAACACAGAUCUUACCGUGUUGGGGCGUCAGUGGCUUCCCACUGUCAAAGCUGCACCCCACAAUUCUUCACAUGGGCGCUGAGACCCCAGUGGCUCUGGUUGUCCCACAAACGCCCGCAUGCGCCGCUGUAUGCGAAACCCUAACCCCCACUGCGAUAGUGUUUGGAAGUGGGGCCUCGGGGUGCGCAGGUCGGGAGGAUGGAACCCGCAUGAAUGGGGUUCGUGCCCUUGCGAGAAGACAGGAGUCUGUCUCAACCGUGUGAGGACAGCGGGAAGUCGGCCACCCAGAUGACCCUCACCCAGCCAUGCUGGCUCCCUGAUCUGGGACUUGCCAGCCUCCAGAACUGUGAGAAAUAAGUAUCUGUUGUCGCUGAUGUUUUUGUAUAGCAACGUCAGCAGACUCAGGGUGGCUUUACACGGGAACAAUCUGCUUACAGAUCUGCGGCGUGAGGACCACCGGCGGGCGGUGCGGUACCACUCGGCGGGCGGUGCGGUACGUGGUGGCUUAGAGCCCGCACAGCCUUGAGCUCUGUUGUCUGGGCUCCGGGUGGGGCUGGUUCAGGCAGGCGGGGCCCCUGGAGCCUCUCUGUCUCUCUGCGGCCCCUCCCGGUGCUCUCCCAGCUUGGCCGCUUCAGUGUGCUGGACCUCGUCCACGUCGAGGCUCGGUUCCCAAGGACCGCGUCCUGAGGAGGGAGAGCCGGGGGGAGUCCGCGCCUCCUUUCCCAGACUAGGCGUGGAAGUCCCCCGUGUCACCUCACGGGAGCUCCCGGCCUGCCCAGGUUCAAAGGCAGGGAACGUGGACCUCACCUCCCGUGGCGAGUGUCCUCUCGCGUGGUGAGAAGAUCGUGCUGGACGGGAAACGUCCGUGGGGCCAUCUUUGGAAAAUACCCUGUGCCUCAGCCCACUCUCUGGCCACUAACUUCCUAUUCCUCCCGCGUGCAGUGUCACGACCCCCCCAUCGGGUCCCCCAACCUCAUCCUGUCGUGGCAUCGGGCUCAGACUCCAGCAUCCCGUCACCGAAAUCAGGCCCAGGUGCGCGUGAGCCGUCCUGGCUGCUGGUCAGGAGUGCAGCUUCGUGAACACGCUCUUCACGUGAGGACCCACGCCCCAAGCCACCUGCCCCACACCGGACAUGCAGUGGCAGACGUGUGUGGGACAGAUGCCGCGGGCCCUGGGGCUGGAACCAGCAGGAUGUUCGUACUUGGACAGAGACAGACUCGUUUCUGCUGAGGAACAAGAAGAGUGUGGUGACAACAUAUGGAAACACCUGAUGUUCCACAAAGGAAGAGGCUCCUGACGGAUCCGUGAGGAAGGCCAGCUCUCAGGGCAGUAAUUGUGUUUUUCUAACACCUGGGCAAGUGAAUUAUGGACACCCCCCGGGGGUGAACAGUGCGCACGCAGACGCAUCAGGACUGCUGCUGAUGCUGCGAGGCGAGACUAAUAUAAAUGGGAGUCGUACAAAUAAAAGCUCCGUGGGGGGGCUCUCUACCGAAGCCCGAGUUCAAGUCCCCCUUCUGAAGUUUAGAGACAGCCUGCCUGGGUAGUGUUUGUCCUCGGACCCAGUGAGGAACCCCGGAGUGAUGAACACUGACUCGGAAGGAGGGGGCAUGCCCCGGUGGGUCAGCCGUACCCAGUAGCCCAGUGCUUUGGGGACGGAGCCGCGGAUACCCGGCCGGUGCCUGCGCGGGACCCUCAUCAAAGCAUCAGUGCUGCAGCCUGGGGACCAAGCCACGGAGACCCCGACGCCCGGCUGGCCAGCGAGCGGUAGCGUGCCUGCGGUUCAGCAGCUCAGCUGAGAGUGCAUCUAGGGCCGACCCCCUCCUGCACGCGGGAGAGGGCAGCGCUGUGUGAGCGCCACGGGGGCUGUGGAUGCAGAAGUGAAAUCUGAUCGCGGGCCAGGAAAAGCCUGCGCAGCUAGAGCCCCAGAGGAACCGCCGACCUUGAGUCAGGGCGCGGUCAUGGUGGGCUGCUGAGCGGGGGUCGGGCCGCGGCGGCGGCGAGCGCAGGCGGGCCCAUGGAGAACCCGGUGCCCCCCUGCGCCCUCUACCCCCGGGAGGACCAGGGCCGCGGGGCCGAGGCCGGGGACGCCUUUGCGCAGGGAGCGUGCGGCCAGGCCGGGGACCGGGGCGGCGCUGCCGCGGCUCCGGGAGAGGGCAGCCUGCAGCCACCGGACGCGCAGACACCCUGCAGUCUGAGCGCGUCGCUGUGCUUCAGCUCCGGGGACGACUCCCCGCCGCAGUCUCGCGCCUCCGCGGCGGAGGGCGCAGCGACUCCCCCGCCCUCGCGUCGCAGCGGCCAGCGGGUGGUGGAGAGGCAGUGGGAGGUCGGCAGCGCGGGCGCCGCGUCCCCCGCGGACUCCGCGUCCCCGGAAGAGCCCGCGUCCGCCGAGGAGCGCGCGUCCCCGGAAGAGCCCGGGGAGCCCGCGUCCCCGGAGGAGCCCGCGUCCCUGGAGGAGCCCGUGUCCGCCGAGGAGCCCGCGUCCCCGGAGGAGCCCGCGUCCCUGGAGGAGCCGGCGACCCCGGAAGAGCCCGCGUCCCCGGAGGAGCCCGGGGACCCCGCGCCGGUGCCCCCCGGCGUCGGGCCCGCGCACGGGGAGCCCGACCUGGUCAUCGAGGUGUCCGGCCGCCGGCUGCGGGCGCACAAGGCGGUGCUGGCGGCGCGCAGCGACUACUUCCGCGCGCGCGCGUCGCGGGACGUGCUGCGGGUGCAGGGCGUGGGCUGGGCGGCGCUGCGCCUGCUGCUGGCCUACGCGUACAGCGGCCGCAUGGCGGGCGUGCGACCCGACAACGUGGCCGAGGUGGUGGCCGGCGCGCGCCGCCUGCAGCUGCCGUGCGCCGUGCAGCGCGCCACCGACGCCGUGGCUCCUCAGCUGAGCCUGGCCAACUGCUACGAGGUGCUGAGCGCGGCCAAGCGGCAGCGGCUGGUGGAGCUCCGCGAGGCGGCCUACCGCUUCAUGAGCGACCACUACCUGGACGUGCUGCGCGAGCCCGCCGUGUUCGGGCGCCUGUCGGGCUCCGAGCGCGACCUGCUGCUGCGCCGCCGCCUGCGCGCCGGCCGCGCCCGCCUGCUGGCCGCCGCGCUCGGGCCGGCCGGGGAGCGCGCGGGCAGCCGCCCGCAGAGCCCGUCGGGGGACGCCGAGGCCCGCGGCGACGCCGCCGUCUACUGCCUGCACGAGGCGGCCGGUGAGUGGCGCGAGCUGACGCGGCUGCCCGAGGGCGCGCCGGCGCGGGGCUGCGGGCUGUGCGUGCUCUACAACUACCUCUUCGUGGCGGGCGGCGUGGGGCCCGCGGGGCCCGACGGCCGCGCGCGCCCCUCGGACCAGGUCUUCUGCUACAACCCGGCCACCGACCGCUGGAGCACCGUGCGGCCUCUGCGCCAGGCGCGCUCGCAGCUGCAGCUGCUGGCCCUGGACGGCCACCUGUACGCCGUGGGCGGCGAGUGCCUGCUCAGCGUGGAGCGCUACGACCCGCGCGCCGACCGCUGGGCCGCCGUGGCCCCGCUGCCCCGGGGCGCCUUCGCCGUGGCGCACGAGGCCGCCACCUGCAACGGCGAGAUCUACGUGUCCGGGGGCUCCCUCUUCUACCGCCUGCUCAAGUACGACCCGCGGCGCGACGAGUGGCAGGAGUGCCCGUGCAGCAGCAGUAGGGAGCGCUCCGCCGCCAUGGUGGCCCUGGACGGCUUCAUCUACCGCUUCGACCUGGGCGGGGGCCGCGGCGACUCGCAGGCGGCCGCCGCGCCGGCGGGGGGCGUCAGCGUGCUGCGCUACCACUGCCUGGCCAAGCAGUGGAGCCGCUGCGCCGCGCACCUGCGGCCCCCGGGCGCGCCGUCCGGCCUGCAGCCCUUCCGCUGCGCCGCGCUGGACGGCGCCAUCUACUGCGUGAGCCGCGCGGGCACCUGGCGCUUCGUGCCCCCGCGGGACAGCGAGCCCGGCGCGGACGUGGGCGCGGGCGAGGGCGGCAGCUUCGAGCCCGCGCCGCUCCGCGCCCCCUUGGACGCCCGAGGCGCGCUCUUCCCGUUCGUGCUCAACCUGCCCGAGAAGCCGGACCGAGGCGAGGAGGGCGCCGCGUAGGGCGGGCUGGGGCCACCUGGGCAUCUCCCUCAGGGACGCCCCCCGUGGGCCGAGAUUCAAGUGGGGAGAGGGGGAGGGGGGGCGGGGAGAGAGAGAGUGGGCGCUGUCCGCGGGGACCACUGAAACGCUUAUAAGUUGGAAGCUUGUCGCGCGGCCUUGAAGAUUUUUCGCAGCGCUGUCUUAAGGUCUGCCGCCCCAUUCCGCGUUCCUUUUCGCGUCGCUUUGCUUAACGGGGUCGACGGUGUAAGCUGUGUGCAAAUAGGGAGCCUUACAAGGAUGACACGGGAUACCUGAGGGAGAAGGAAAAGGGCUGGGAAGAUUAGGCCUGGGGUACAGUGGGCGGGACACAGCGUGCCCGGGUGGGCGGGGGUGCGCCCGCGUCCUCGGGGGCACGUGCGCUCCCGGGCGGAGUGGAGAGCUGGCCGGACGUGAGCCUGCGCAGUAGCUGGCUCGGGGGCCACCAGGCUGCCGCGAGAUCCCUGAAGUCGGCCACCGUGAGCUGUAUCGGUGAGCCACCGAGAGAGGCCCACCCUGCCGUUGGGCCCCUUAUAACUGAUAAGUAGAACUCUUAAACCUUUUCUAAUUACUUAAAAAGCUCAUGUCAUCAUAAGCUCAAGUGUGGGUUGGGUUUGUUCCAGGUUUCGCAAGAAGGUGGGGUCUCUUGUCCAGCACCCAGCAGAGACGUUUCCCGUGUCUACCGCAGAUGCCACAGAGGGUGGGUCUCGCACCCCUCUCUCAAGAGCAGUUUAGGAUGCUUAAAUACUUUGAGAUUUUAUUUUUAAGUGGUACCUACCCCCAAGGUCCGGCCGGAACUCACAACCCAGAAAUCAGGAGUCACACGCUCUACGACUGAGCCAGCCAGGCAUCCCCUGACGGUUAAAUGUUUUCAAGUUAAAGGAUCUUAAUGAUUAUGUUUGAUGAAAUAGUAAUGAUUUGCUCUUUUUUGAAUCUGAGAUCUUUGGUGAAUGAGUGUUUCCCAAAGAGCAGAUCGUGAGUAGGGAAAGCUGACUGACAAGGACGCCUGUCUGUUGGAAGAGGAGCCUUUGAUAGACAGUGUCUGAAUAUUCUCAGCCACCUUCGUGUAUUAUAAUGGGCUCAAAGAAUUGAUUAUCUCUCCCUCCCAGAGAAAGAAGGUUAAAACCACUCCUUUUGAUGCUUCCGAAGACCAACAUGGAGGCACAUUUGGAGCCCGUUAUUUACGGUGUUCCCAAUAUAUGUUAUGUAAUUCUGAUGAGGGAAAUUAAUUUUUUAAGCAUGACUCUAAGAAAACAUAGCAGAGUGACAAAAAGCGUAUUAGCAUAGGGAAAAUAACAUCUACUUAAAGCAUAAAUAGUAAGUAAUUACGGGAGUUCUAAUUGAAUUCUAAAAUACCCUAGUAGACUUAGCGUGGAGCUCAGUACUUUGAGGGAUCACAAGCAUUAAAAACAAAUCGGCCAAUCCUCAUUUGUUAUAACAUUUUACUUUCCAGAUCGGUGUAGACUGAGUUUACUCCUUACUAAGAACUUAAGGGUACGAUGCAUGCUCACAAAUGGAGGCGAAGUGAUUUGGAUUCCGAACCCAAUCCACUCUUUGAUUAUGACGGGAAGAGUUUGCAUUGAAAGUCACUGGCAUGUAAUUAGAUGGAAUCAUACACACCUUAUGGCUCCUUACUUGUUCAUCCAGUGUUGGGGGUUGACCUCUCUGUAGCAAUAGUGGGUAAUUGGGAAACCGGUUAGAGUCUGUGGUUAUGAAAGUUACCGGUUAAGUAUGUUUGGAAAUGACCGGUUUCAUCUUGAUGCAUGUGCCAGAGGAAAGGAGUUUAUGGUUUCGGUUACAAGUUUAUUCUUUCUGGUGAUCUGUGUGCUUGCUCGUGACUCUGCUCACCAACCAGGAGGACUGCUUGGCAGCCUGGUUAAGCAUCUUAAGACAGACAGACGUCCUGUUGCCUGACUUUAUCGGUUUUUUAUAGGAGCAGAAUGCAGAAAUGGUAGUAGAAAGAGAAUUUAGAGCAAAAGGACACAAGGUUCGUUGAAAGAAAUGUAUCGCAGCACAUUUUUCUCUAGAACGUUCUUAUAUUUAUGCUAAAGCUUUUAUAUGACAUGGAACCAGGCUAAUAUUUUCUUUCCUUAAAUAUCGAAUUCAUGAAAUAUGAUCACUGUGAUUUUGCUUGAGAAACCAUUCCUGUGAUGCUUACUGUUCGAAAACAAAAUGCCACGGAAGGGGACUUCCGAACUAGAGUCACCCGCACAACGGGUACCGGGGGACUUGGGGAGCGUCGGGUGUCCGGUGCAGACAGGCUUGCAAUCACACACCCACCUGCAGCUCUGUAUUUUGUUUUGUGACUUGAUUUAAUAAAGAAGUGCUGGUCCUAGACCUUGCGGCGCUUCCAGGGGGAACUGGCCGUGGAGCCCUGGGGGCUCGUCCCGGUGGAAUGCCCGAGGACAUCUGGGGAGGCCUAAGGGUGAGUGAGGGCUGUAGAAUCUUCUGUGUCUUAUUUCUAAAUAGGAAUACCUCAUAAAAAUUACUGCAGGACCUGGAAUGCCAGGAGGACCAGUUGAUUUUGCUUUCGGGGGGCGGGUGGUAUUUGCAGGUGCAGCCGCACGGGUUUGUACUAGUCACACGAGCCAAAAAGCCAUCCCUCUGGGGUCGCCGAUGCGGAGGGUUGCGUGGGGAGGGGGCGGCGGGCAGUCCCUGCGGGGACUGGCCUCUGAGGGCUGUUGUCGCCAGGAGGGGUCUAUUCGCGUACCACGUGAUGUUCCGAGUCUGUACCCAGCACUGUGCGGGAAUGCCUUGGUGUUACUCGUUACCCGCGUAGGUGCAGACAUGCUCCUGAUGACCGAUCUGUCAGCGGCAAGUGAAGCCAGUGUCUGGAGGACAGCCAUCCACAGUUCUCAUACAAUUCAUCCCCGCACGCUGACAUUUCUACAGAUUUGAGAGAGCGGUGGCAUCGUCAGGGGAAACUGUGGUGGACAUGAAAGCUUGAUGCUUUGGUUGGUUACCAGUAAUGGUUUUGUACUGUCCGUCGAGGUUCAUUUGAAAGCCAGAGACACGGGCUUCACUUCCUGGGUUUUCUCUUGGUCUCGGGAACAGCCUCAGCACCGGCGCGGACGGCUCGGCAGCUUUCUGGAGCUGCGUCCGGGACCUGCUGAUUGGAGUUCUGCAUCUCUGGUGGCCCCUCUCUCUUUUUUUCUAAGAGAACUAGCCGAAGCUGUGGACAUGCUUUGGCUCCAGUGAAAGAUCUUACAGCGUGGGUUCUGCCGCAGACGCCUGAGAAGCGGAGCCCUCUGCUGUAUUUCUGUUGCUGUCCGCUGUUGCCUUAGUAAUGCUGGUAGCAGCCGCUUCGUCUGUGGGUCUCUCGGGUAACUUCCUGGGCAAGCUUUGGAAACGGGGUGUGUUGGAGGCCCUUUGCCGUUUUUCCUGAAGUCAAGGUAGUUUCUGGACGCAGCCGGCUGUGACACCUUGUGGGGGUGAAGUGUAAGCAAAGGUGCUGUGUUGUGUUGUCUUAUCUCAGAUGCUUUCCUGGCUUACAAAAUGUUUUAUCUGGGCAUUAACGAAACGAAGAAGACGGUGGCACUCACAAUGAGCACCCGGUCCGGGGGCGCCCGCCUCCCCGUCAGUAAGCAGUCGGCACUCGACCCGCACACGGGGAGAUGCCCGGCGGCCACCGGCCCUCACGCCCCACCUGCGGGCACAGCCGCUCUCCGCGUGCUCAGUGAAUCACUUACAAUGAGCUGAAGUGCAGGCUGGAUGUGUUCUCACGUGAUACCGAGGCUCCUCCAAAACUCUUCCAAGCCGCAAACAACUGCAGUGUGGCGUUGAUUAGAGACCCACCGUCCCUGCUCGUGGCCCAGUUCAGGCCAGCUGAUGCUUGCGUGCAAUUGAUGUAUUUAUUAACGCUUUGGUAUUCACCACCUGGGCACAAAUGCUGUAAAACCUUGUAUGUGUCUGCGUAUGCCGAGAUGAAAUAAACCAGCUCCUCAAGUCUGUGA
This is a messenger RNA of Prionailurus viverrinus (fishing cat), 10332 nucleotides long. It is a transcript of the gene KBTBD11, whose product is annotated as kelch repeat and BTB domain containing 11. The record is from RefSeq and is a predicted model, not a curated record. Lineage: Eukaryota; Metazoa; Chordata; Mammalia; Carnivora; Felidae. The transcript has 2 exons. Gene Ontology annotation, molecular function: protein binding. Bases 4310 to 6364 code for a protein of 684 amino acids.